AUGGCUGCCGUCGCUCAAGUUACACCUGCUGUUCAAGCGCCUCAACUUUGCGAUUAUUGCCAUCAGAAACCGAAGUUUUCUAACCACUCCUAUUGUUCGAAGACAUGUGCAGGCCAGGCAGCCACUAUGUGCAAUCAAUGUCAUAAAAAGCCAAAAUUUCAGAAUUUUGAAUACUGUGGCAAGAAUUGUGCUGCUUCAGCAGCUGCAAGUGGCAAACCUCGGAACCCAACUGUCGGGACCCAUCAAGCUCAAACUAAAGCCAACAACGCAAAAGCUCAGCAACAAGGAGCCCCAGCUUUCGAUCCGAUACAGUUGGCAAAACUCGUAGCACAGCACAUUCCGCAAGUUCAGGCCUUGAUCAAUCCUAAUGUGAACCCUGCAGGGCACACGAUUCAGACCGCACCAACUUCCCAACCAAUUGUAGCGAAUCCCUUCGCGAAUCCUGCGCCUCAGGUCAUUCCACCCGCCAUCCAUAACCCCAACGCGCCCGUAAACAAUCCAUUCCUCAAUAACGUAGUCCCGCAGCCCGGCGUACCCUCUCAAGCAGGUUCUGCGCAGAACGCGGUAACUAAUGGUGCAGUCAUCUUGGUAGCUUCUUCUAAUCUACACUCUGCCGCUCAACAGCUUCAUCUUAUUAGCACGCAGCAAUCUGCCGAUGAUACUGAGUGCCUUAUCCCUGGCUGCGGGCAGCCUGUCCACGUUGACUCGAAAGGGGUGAAAGUCAGCGACUAUUGCUCUAUGCGGCACCGCGAAGAAGCAGUUGCCACUGGUCUGGCAUCGCCUUGUAUUAUGUGUUUGACUUUACCGCAGAGCGACACCGAUUAUUUCUGUUCGCGAGGGUGCAGGGAGGAGUCCUUGAAUAAGCACUUGGAAUACAAAGAUGACGGAGUCGAGGAGUGA
This is a messenger RNA of Psilocybe cubensis, 900 nucleotides long. RefSeq lists its product as uncharacterized. Bases 1 to 900 code for a protein of 299 amino acids. The record is from RefSeq and is a predicted model, not a curated record. The transcript is spliced from 5 exons. Lineage: Eukaryota; Fungi; Basidiomycota; Agaricomycetes; Agaricales; Agrocybaceae.